This is a messenger RNA of Carcharodon carcharias (great white shark), 10077 nucleotides long. Its product is annotated as mitogen-activated protein kinase kinase kinase 21-like. NCBI's taxonomy places the organism in Eukaryota, Metazoa, Chordata, Chondrichthyes, Lamniformes, Lamnidae. Gene Ontology annotation, molecular function: ATP binding; protein binding; JUN kinase kinase kinase activity. Bases 42 to 3242 code for a protein of 1066 amino acids. The transcript is spliced from 11 exons. Gene Ontology annotation, biological process: protein phosphorylation. The record is from RefSeq and is a predicted model, not a curated record.
CUGGAGGCGGCGGCGGCGGCGGCGGCGGCGGGGCGGUUGCUAUGGAUCCCCUGGAGGCCUUGUUCAGCCCCGAUGUGGGAGUUGGGGCCGGGGGCCGGCGCCUGGGCCCCGGGGCCGGCUCCUUCUGGACGGCGGUGUUCGACUACGAGGCGAGCGCCGAGGACGAGCUGAGCCUGCGGCAGGGCGGCGUGCUGGAGGUGCUGUCGACGGACGCCAAGGUGUCGGGCGACGAGGGCUGGUGGACGGGCAAGAUCGGCGAGCGGGUCGGCAUCUUCCCGGCCAACUACGUGACCCGCCAGCCGGCCCGGACCCGGCCCCAGGCGGCCGAGCUGCCGGGACAGGCCGGGCCGGGGGCCCAGGCCGCCACCGAGAUCGAGUUCAGCCAGCUGACCCUGCAGGAGAUCAUCGGGGUCGGCGGCUUCGGCAAGGUCUACCGGGGCACCUGGAAGGGGCAGCCGGUGGCCGUCAAGGCGGCCCGCCGGGACCCCGACGAGGAGGUGGGCGCCACGGCCGAGAGCGCCCGCCGGGAGGCCCGCCUCUUCGCCAUGCUCCGGCACCGCAACAUCAUCGCCCUCCGCGGCGUCUGCCUGCAGGAGCCCAACCUCUGCCUGGUCAUGGAGUACGCCCAGGGCGGGCCCCUCAACCGGGCCCUGGCCGGACGCCGCAUCCCGCCCCGCACCCUCGUCAACUGGGCCGUGCAGAUCGCCCGCGGGAUGUGCUACCUUCACGCCGAGGCCAUCGUGCCGAUCAUCCACCGGGACCUGAAAUCCAGCAACAUUUUGUUACUUGAGAAGAUUGAAAAUGAUGAUAUAGCUAACAAGACACUGAAAAUCACGGACUUUGGCUUGGCCAGGGAGUGGCACAAAACGACCAAGAUGAGUGCUGCAGGAACCUAUGCUUGGAUGGCACCUGAGGUUAUCAAAUCAUCUAUGUUUUCCAAAGGCAGUGAUGUCUGGAGCUAUGGCGUAUUGCUGUGGGAAUUACUGACUGGAGAAGUCCCUUAUCGUGGGAUUGAUGGCCUUGCAGUAGCUUAUGGAGUAGCUGUCAACAAAUUAACCCUUCCUAUUCCCUCUACAUGUCCUGAACCAUUCACCAAACUAAUGGAAGAAUGCUGGGACCAGGAUCCUCACGUCCGUCCAAAUUUCGCUAACAUUUUGGAACAACUCACUGCUAUCGAAGCAACAGUCAUAACUGAUUUACCCCAAGAAUCCUUUCACUCAAUGCAAGAUGAUUGGAAAAUGGAAAUACAGCAAAUGUUUAAUGAGCUGAGGACAAAGGAAAAAGAGUUGCGAUCACGAGAGGAGGAGCUGACGAGAGCAGAGCUGCAGCAGAAGUCCCACGAGGAGCUGCUGAAAAGACGGGAGCAGCAGCUGGCAGAACGGGAGAUUGAUGUGCUGGAGCGUGAGCUGAACAUUCUUAUCUUCCAGCUGAAUCAAGAGAAACCAAAAGUGAAGAAAAGAAAAGGCAAGUUCAGGAAAAACCGACUAAAGCUAAAAGAUGGAAAUCGAAUCAGUUUACCUUCAGAUUUUCAGCACAAGAUCACCGUUCAAGCCUCUCCGACUCUCGACAAGCGGAAAAGCUUGAAUGGCAGCAGCUAUAGUCCACCAAGCAGCCCCACCAUCAUCCCACGACUAAGAGCUAUACAGCUGAGCUCCAGAACAGAUGCUGCCAACUCCAGUGGCCACCGCAACAGCAUAUAUGUAUACCAACAGGAUGUGGAUAUCGCAAGUGAAUAUACAAGCAAAUCCCUCAGUAGGGCUAAGGCAAAAGUUACCCUUGAUGAGAGCAAUAGAACCUGGGGUAAAAGCACCAUCUACCGACAGGAAGAUUAUGAUGAAGAGGUGCAGAAAGCUUGCAAAAAAAAAGGGCGUACUUGGGGACCUAGUUCUAUGCAAACCAAGGAGCGAGCCAGUUGUGAGGAAAGGACAAGGCCUUUGUCAGAUGGAAACAAUCCGUGGUCUACAAGUUUAUUGAAGACUCCAACUUUACCUCUAACCUCAGUUUUUGCAAAUGUUCCAGACCAGGGGAGCACUUCUGAACAGACACGAGCAGCUGAAGACUAUGAAAAUCGACCAAAGCAGUCCAAAUUACCUAAUCAGGUGUAUAUUGAUCUACCUCUUCGUAAAGAUCAUCAGGGAGAGGGAGAUGGCGGUAAUGAAAGCCAAGAGGAGGUGACUCCCAUCAGUUCAGCCAACAGCACGCCACAAGUCACUCCCACAAACAGCCUGAAGCGAUUGACACAGAGGAAGAAAACUGAUAUGGUACUGUAUGGGUGUGCUGUGCUGCUUGCAUCUGUGGCCUUGGGGUUUGAUGUCAGAGAAGUGAAUAAAUCGCAGGUUUCGGAGGAAAUUGAGGUCAAAGAGGAGAAGAAGAAAAAGGAGGGCCUCUUUCAGAGAACCGGCAGGUUCCGCAGGAGCACAAGUCCUCCAAACAGGACAGUGUCCAGGAAGGAGGAAACAAACAUUCCCUCACUGAACUCACACGCUGUUAAUCUCUUGUCAAUGUCUUCCAUAUCCAAAUGUAAUUCCACGAGGUCCUUGCUCCGGUCGGACAGCGAGGAUACAUCUGUUUGUAACACACCCCUCAGUUCAGACGCUGUCAUACACAGACCAGAAUUCUUGACUGACAAUCCUUUGAAUGGUUCUGUAAACGGGGUACACAAGGACCUGGAUGAGUCGCCUUUGUCGGAUGCAGGCAUGCCCGUUUUUGUGCAUCUGAAAGAAUCCAGUGCGGUGCCAGCAGAGGGAGCUGCUAAUCACAAUGUAACCCACCAUGGCCAGCUGCCAUCAGAUGGAAGCCCAGCCACUAAUGGAGUUUCUGAUUCCAGUCCACGUAGAGAGUCAUCAGAGUUCCCACGUCUUCCAGAUCCCAAAACCAUAUAUCCAGCGUCUGCAAGACGAAGAGCUGCAAAAAGGGAUGCUACACCCGAGAGACCAAAAUCUGGGGACAUGGUGCCUCGGCCUCGACCUUCUUUGUCCCGAAUCAGAACAGACCCCUGGCGACUUGUGUCUCAGUCGAUCAGCCAAAACGAGCCCUCGGAAGGUUCAGGAGAUGCCACAGUGCCUAGUUUGGACAUACUUCUCACAACUGAACGCCAACCCAGUUUGCCCUUUGCUGCCUGCUCUCUACUCGACAUGGACAUGGAAGGCCAAAGCCAGGAUGGCACAGUGCCCCUCUGCAGAAGUGAAUCCAAGCCUAGCAAACCAAGCGGCUUUGAACUGGCGAGAGAGUUUUUGUCUUAGCACUCACUGCCUUGGAGACGGGACCAUAUGAACAUUCCAUUUUUUAAAAUUUGGAGCGAAAAUAUAUGAAUGCAAUGGACCUUUUUUGGAAAAAGAAAUGUGAACAGAAUGUAAUUUUUUUUUCAAGGCGUUGUGUGACACCUUUUCUACUGUAGGCCCGUGGGGUCAUAUCUGAUCAGGACAGAUGAAGAAUAUCAUCUCACAACUUCGCCCUCUUUAUUAACACCCAAUCCUCACAUCCUGGAUCCAAGCUGGAUUUGAUCUUGGUCACUGGCACAGAAGAACUGUCUAUCCUGCACCUAGCUCUGGCUCUCAGAUUUGGGAAAGGAAGUGCAUUUUGUUGCUGGCAAACUCAAGAUCAAUCGACUGCAUGUGGAACUGGAGGAUCAGUUUUGCAUGUAGCCCUUGGUAUUUUGCACUUUGAAUGUAUUAAACAUGACAAAAUUUUAUCUGAGGUCAUUACAGGUGUGCCCAUUCCAUAUUUAAAUUGCAAGUCUGAUUGGGCUUUUUGGGUCACUUGCCUAAACAAAAAAAAACUUAAUUAGUCUUUUAUGCAUUAAACCUUCUACUGUGAUCUAAGAAUUUUAACACUCUCUUAUUGACUGGUAUGAAUUAUGUUUUCUUCUAGCUCACAAUUUUGAUUUUUAUUUCUCCCUGACAGAGAGCGAUGGUAUCCCUUUUAGUGUUGUUCCACAUAGUUACCUUCUCAAAUGCCAAUUUUUGUGGUAGUCACUAUGCAAACUCAAUUUAAAUGCUGCAGUUUAUCACAUAUUUGAUUGACAAAAUUUCCACGCUCCAUGAAUGCUGAAGGCUGAUGAAACAGCCAUUUUGCACAGAUUGCGAAUGACUUUUUUAAAAAUAAAAAAUGAAUUGGUGAUGCUUUCCCCCUCCCCUCUGCCCACCAGCCACAUCACCCAAAGGCUCAUGAUUCUGUCACUGUGCCACAGAGCCUAACAAUAUCCCAGGCUUCUUACCCGGUGUGUACUGAGUCAACUGAUCCCAGUCAGAGUGACAAUUAAGAGUGCUACAAUUGACUGUAGCACCCUUAGCUUUGCACUGGUCACUAUAUAGCGGACCUUUGCUAUUAAGUGCAACUGUUGUAAGGAUGGAACUGGACCAGAAUGUCAUGUCCUUGCAUUGAAAUAAUCUGCCAAUGCUAACUGUUGACUCACGCAUGAAUUAUGACACUUUGGGUGAGGUAAUUCAGGAGGUGUCAGUUGCACAUAGAACUGUACCCCAUUGAGGGAGUUGACAUCAUCAAGAAAGGAUGAGCGAAGAUGGGUGAAUAAAAGCUGUAACUUGCACUAUGUAAACCAACAAAAGGGAUACUGUGUAAAAUGUAGUUGCAAUAAUACAUACUUUUGUGUUACCUGGAACAAAAUCUGCAGUUUACAAAAGGAACUAAAAUACUGAGAUAUUGCUACUUAGAUCUGAAGUCUUAAUCUGGAAUAAUUUCUGAGAACUAUAACUAUUUCUGAAUAAGUUUAGGAGGGUUAUCUUUUAAUUGACAGUGACCCUGGGAUUAAUGGCUCACUGUUUUUGGAAGUUAAAUUUCAGAAAAUUGUAGCUAUGAUUAUGUCCAUUAAUUAUAAGGUCAUAAAAAAACUCCACAUCCAAGGAAUUUUUAAAUUUCAAAUUUUAUCUUUGUAAAAGCCACUGAAAGACUGGAAUUAGUUAAUAUUCAGCUUUUUUAAAUAGUGCUUCCUCACUUUGUGGGGGGGAGGUGGGGUGGGAGGCUGUGAAAGCUUUUGUGAUAAGUUUGUGGAGUGUGAUCACUUCACCUUUGGUUUACAUUUAUCUGCCUUCUUAUUACCUUAAUCUAUUCUGUUCAAGCUGCAUUGAUCCACUAAGCAGACAUAACUUGGAAAGCAAUGCACAAUAGCAUAUGUAAAAUAUUCUGCUGCUAGUUCUCAACAAAUGUGACAAGCCUCCUUGAAAAAUUAGUUUGUGUAAAAUGUAAUCUUCAUGCCGAAGAUGUAAUUUUUACAGGUCUGUUUGAACACUGAUUUCUUUCAUGCUGUCUAGCGCCAGCUAUCGGAUUUAGAUUGACUGUAUUUAACUUGUCCUGAUUUGUAAUCCAUUGGUCUCCAGAUGCAUCUCAGUACUCAGUUUGCCUUAUUGUCACUUUAUCCUAACUAGAUGCUUCAGGGUACAAUCAACUGUCACUUCCAAGUCCUUUUUAUAGCAGUAAUCCCUCACAAAGUUGUAUGGUUUACAUAGUGAUGUUAAAUGGUUGUUGAAAGAAAAUUGCUCCAUUAACACAUCUUGAAGAUAUUUCUACUUUUUUCCAGUAGAUGGUUAACUUUGGAUAUUGCACAACCAGGAGCUGAGCUAUAAGUAUAAAUUAUUGUAUUCCACUGUACCAAACAAAAGCCAAUCCUUAGUUUUCAGUAACAACUGUAGCUGAGCUCUGGCUUUUGCUGCGUUUUUUUUUAGUCUGAAAUGUGUAAAAUUAUAAAAAUUUGUGGGACUUUUUUUCCAUGUACUAUGGGACUUACACUGAAUUUGGUAAGCUAAUAGACAUUUUUCUUCAUAGCAGUACAACCAGUAGAUCCAUACAAAUUUGCUGAUCCACCUUCAUUUUCUUUAGCCUCCUUUUACAGCUCUACAGUAGAUGUGCUAAGUAGGUUCAGUCGGCCACUUGCUUUAGGCUGUACUUGGUGCCAGAGUUCCAGACUGUAUGUGUAGUUCUAAGCACCAUCGAAAGAAACCCUUUUCUCCCAGAUUGCCCUGAAGAAUGAUUUUUUUUUUCAGCUGACCUGCAUUGGAUCAUUUCAUUUAUACAACAGUAAAAAGCAUCUAUGUUUAGGCUGUUGUGGAGGUAUGGGGCUAGUCCUUUGAACAUUUCUAAAAUGAAAUCAUGUUACAGCAGUGGGGUUUGAGCUCCUCCUGUUUGAAAUGAGUCAUAAAGGGUAUAGUUGCUCACAAGUUAAAUGAUAAAGGAAUCCAAUACGAGGACUGUGUACCUCUGUGGAUUGUACCUGUUCUUGUAAGAAUCUUUUGUUUUAAAUUAUAUCUUUUUGUACGUGUACCAGUGACCAGUAAUAAUCAGGGAAAAGCAAGAGGAUCCAGUGUGAUUGAGUUUUCUAAGGGUGAAUUUUUUUCAAUCACACGAUUGUCUUUUUUGUUUAAAGUUGUCCAGUAAUUACAAAAUUUUAAUUUAGAAAAUGGAACAUUGACGUGUAAUCCAACUGAUUCAUCUUGCCAGUGUUAUUGUGCAUUUUAAAACUAGCUAAGCUUUUUAAAUAACUGGUUGUCGAUGGAGCAUUGUCAUCUCUUACCUCUGUUCAAAUACAAUCUUAGUUUAUUUUUAAAAGCAUUAAUUACUGUACAUUGAGAGACUGAUUCCGACUCUUGUUACUCGAAUCAUUUAUUUGUUCUAUGAUUUUUCAGUAAAAUAAGGAAGCUAUUUGUACCACUAUGUAAAUCAUCUGUCAAAGGUCUUUUCACUUGAAGAUGCUGCUUUAUAUAUUUGUUUAGUUGUAUUUUUACUGCAGUUUGAGACUUUGAAUAAUAUUUAUGUAAAAUCUUAGGUAUUAAAUAAGAACUUGUUUUAUAUUUUGCCAAGCGGGCUUGGUCCAUGCUGAAUCCCAACAAAGGCUAGCGGGAGUCCUUUUUGAGAAGCUCAGCAUCAGAGUACGUGUAUAGCCCAUUUUGUUUCCCUCUUCUAAACAUAUUGUUCUGAUAUGAAAGCUCUUUUUACAGAAAAAUACCAUUGUUGAUUUCACAGUUAAUCAUGUAUAGAUGGAGCAAAAAUGGCAGAAAAUAAUUCUGUUGGACAGUUUAGCCUAAACAAGUCUUGAUCACUGGUUAGUGCCACUGUUUACUUUGGUGAAGUGAAAUCUCUUCAUUUACUUGUAAUGUAGCCUAUCACUGAUAGGAACAUGGGAAUUAGGAGUGGGCCAUUCUGUCCCUCAAGCCUUUUCCACCAUUUAAUUAGAAAGUGGCUGAUCUGUACCUCAACUCAUCACCUUGAAAUCAACUCAUCACCUGGAAAAUCCAUACAAAAUUCUCAAAUUGGUCCAUCUCAGUCUUGAUUUGGUCCCCCAGUCUUUGGAGGAGACUGUUCCAUAUUUAAACUACCCCUUUGGAUAAAAAGAUGCUUUCUGGUGCUCCUAUAUCAUAUAGCUCUAAUUUAAAGAUUGAGGGGUGAACAGAGAGGUUAAAAUCGUUUAAUGUUAAUUGUUUGAAUCUGGCUUUGUGUAAAUGACACAAUAAACAGAUUGGUGCCGUCCAUUAUAAAUUUCCUUCCUGGAUAAGGAAAAAAUUUUACUAGUAUUUUUGCUUCAGCAAACUGGUUUCAAUCAUUGAACACAGUUGCCUUUUUAAAAAACAUAUAUCCAUGGUGGAAUCUUCCAGCAGUGUAUGUGUACUCUGCUGCUGUCUAUACACACGCUAUCGGGCCUGGCUAUCAUACCCUCUGUAUUUAAUUAAUCUGAAACCUAUUUUGUAAGCUCUCACAUGCAUGAACUAGAGGGCAGCUAGUACCCAUGGAGCUUAUAUGCCUGGAAGAAUCAGUCCAUACGUAAGAGGAAAGGAAGAAACAACUUUUUUUGCCAUUACAUUUCUUUCUCACUUUAAAACUAAAUCUAAUCAAGACAUUAGUCCAAUCUAUCAAACGUUUUGCAUUAUCCAGCCAUCCCCAAUUAAAAUCUAUUGUCAUAAAGCGUGUUCUUCAGCCAAGGCCCUGUUCAGUAUUUAAGUAUGGUUAGUAUUUGAUGUCCAUGGAGUAUUAUGUUGGUGAGAAGUACAGGAAGAUUUUGGUGUGUCCACUGGCCAAACACAGAAAAGAUCUCCCAAAGUGUCUUGCUGCCAGGGGCAGUGAAAAUGCUUCUAAUCGUCCUUAGUUGUUCUUCGUUUGCAGGCACAGGAUAGAGAAGAUCUAACUCCGGCAUAAUCUAUUGUGGAAAUUAGACUCCCCCUCCCCCCCCAAUUCCCAUCCCAUUUGAGACAAUACCAUGGUGGAAUUUUCCAUCUUAGAAGUUAUCUUACUCUACACUAGAACUUUAAUAUAAAAGCAGUUGAUAUAAGAACUUGGCUAACUGUUUUAAUGUAAGAUAAGUCUUAAGUCGGCUUGUUUUAUAAAGUGAAUUAUGUUUGAAUGUAUCUGUUUUCAUCAGGAUAAAAAUUGAAGAUUUGUUACUAUUAAGAUCAGUCAAAAUCAAAGUACAUUUUUUUCAACUAAGUUAUUACAUACAUGGAAAGCAAUACGCUUAUGUAUUUGGAUUUUUUUUUAAAUCUAUCAAAUGUUUACAUUGGUGUCUAAGUUGGAAACAAGGCAGUCUGAUGAUGCUCCAUGCAAUACUACAGUUAAAUACACCUCAGCUUAUACCUUAAGUAACUGUAGCUUUCCUAUUUUGAAUUGAAUAUAUUGGUGUGAAAUAUUUUCAGCCAACUUGAAUUAGAACCGAUUUAAUAAUGGGUUUUUCGGUCCCCGUUUUUAUCAGCUUCCUUUUGGGUCAGGCCCUUCCCAGCCCACACAGGUAAAAGAUUUUCCUGAGCUUCAGACAGGCAGUCUUGAUUGAUUGAUUGUACAUAACUAGAAGCUGGAUGAGUGAUGGCAUAUCGGGAAUGAGUUACAGACUCAGUUGGUUCCCCUUCUAACCAGACACCAUUUGCCAUUUGGGUAGCAUUAGGAACAAUUCUGCAUCCUCCCACUGCAAUGGGGAAAGUCUUAUCCUCAAUAAAUAUGAAGUUGGAGGGAAGAAAUGUCAUCUGACUGAUACCAUACCAAACAGAAUCCAUGUAAUGACCUAUCUUGCUCAUCACUGCAGCCUUUUAAGAAUAAAAUCAUUUGACAGUUGUUACUUCAAAAGAACCUCCUACCUGCCUUGGUGGUUGGAGGGGAGUUAGCCAUUUCUAUUAGCAUCUAAACUUCAAUUUCCCUCUCCCCAGCACUCCCCUUAAUUCAAGGAAAAUAAAUUAAUUCUUAAAAUACUAAAAGUAAUACAGUAUUAACCAAGUUUUUUAUUCAAAUUACAAAAAUAAUUUUGCAAACUGCUCUGGGUGUUACCCCUCCCUGAUGCUGGGCUGGUGUUGUGAAAGAUUGAUGUAUAACUACAUUGUUUCUGUGCCUUAAAAUGCUAUUUUGAAUUAAAUGCAGUGGGUUGAAACCAAAAGGCCACUUUGAUUGAAAAGGAUACUGUAUUGGGUGAAGCUUUGCUUACUGCAUGUUACCACUCUAGGUAAUAGACCAAAUGGUAGAAUGUACUAUUGUAUUGAAGGACUCUAUUCUGCUGCCAUACUGCUGUGUGCAUACUCUGAUUUAGACUGAGUUAAUCUGCACAUUCCAACAAAAAAUAUUUAAACUAUAAAGUAUUUGGGUUAAACAGCCUAUUACAUUUGUAUUGCAAAUCAUAACUUUCACUUGUUGGGUUUCUGCAAUACAGUACAUAGCUGCGCACACCUCCGUGGUCAAAGUGCCCAUGUGCACUUUGCCUUAAAGGAAAGGUGGUUGAACAAUGACAGAAUUAUUCCUUUUUCACAGAUUGUGUAAACUGAAUAGUUGGCACAGAUGGGAUGGAUGUAAUUGGACAGUAUGCUCUGCUUGUCAGUUUUACUUGUAUCACGGGUGCUGUUUGGAAUAGAGUGUUAACACUGUUACAGUACAAAUCUACAAUGGGAUGUGUAUACUACUGAAUAUUUUUCUUUAGCUAUAAAUUUUUUGUAUUUUAAGUUGUAGUUGGCACCCGUGCUACUGUUAAGGAAAAUCACUGCAUCACUUUCUGCAAAAGGAUAUUUGUAUGAGUUAAUUGUGCUGUACAGUGAAUUUUGGCACUUUUUGGCCAAUACAAGAAGCACAUCAGUUUUAAUAAAAACACCAUUUUUUCAGUAA